CAGAAAAAUGAGCUAUAAAUAAACCUCCAGCUGCGCAACUCUCAGGAGGUGAAGCGCGAGCCUUGGCGGUGCCCUAUCUGCGCAGGCGCACACAGGGCAAGCGCAGUUGCUCCGUUAGCACUCUGAGGCACUACUGCGCAGGCGCGGGGCCGGGGCUAGGGCAGAACGGGCAUAGUGGAACGGACCGUGUGGUAUGCUCCGCGAUGUCUGAGGCGACUUGGUGGUACCGAGGAGGUGAGGGGACUUCAAAACAUGACCUGCAUUACAGAAGGGAAGCGGAGGUUAACACCACACUCGAGGAGUUGUUACUCUAUUUUAUUUUCUUAAUAAAUCUAUGCAUAUUGACUUUUGGGAUGGUCAAUCCACAUAUGUACUAUUUAAACAAAGUUAUGUCGUCUCUGUUUGUGGACACUUCUCUACCUGAUGAUGAAAGAAGCAGCUUUAGGUCCAUUCGGAGCAUAACUGAGUUUUGGAAGUUCAUGGAAGGACCCCUCAUCGACGGCUUGUACUGGGACUCGUGGUAUGGCAACAAACAGCUGUACAGUGUGAAGAACAGCAGCCGCAUCUACUACGAGAACGUUCUUCUCGGCAUCCCCAGAGUGCGGCAACUGCGAGUCCGAAACAACACUUGCAAGGUCUACCCAGCUUUCCAGUCCCUGGUCAGCGACUGCUACAGCAAGUACACAGUGGAAAACGAAGACUUCUCUGAUUUUGGCCUCAAACGCAAUCCAGAAUGGACGCACACACCUUCUUCCCGCACUGCCCCAUGGCACUGGGGGUUUGUUGGCGUAUACCGAGAUGGAGGAUAUAUAGUCACGUUAUCAAAAUCAAAAUCUGAAACCAAAGCCAAAUUUGUUGACCUUCGACUGAACAACUGGAUUAGCAGAGGCACCAGGGCUGUUUUUAUUGAUUUCUCCCUGUACAAUGCUAAUGUCAACCUGUUUUGCAUCAUCAGGCUGCUGGCAGAGUUCCCUGCGACGGGUGGGCUCCUCACCUCCUGGCAGUUCUACUCUGUGAAGCUCCUCAGAUACGUCUCCUACUACGACUACUUCAUUGCCUCCUGUGAAGUCAUAUUUUGUAUUUUUCUCUUUGUCUUCAUAAUACAAGAACUGAGGAAAGUGAACGAGUUUAAGUCUGCCUAUUUCAGAAGUGUCUGGAACUGGCUGGAGAUGCUGCUCCUGCUGCUCUGUUUUCUCGCCGUGUCUUUCUAUGCAUACUGUAACAUGCAGAGCUUUCUCUUGCUUGGACAGCUGCUGAAAAACACUGACAGCUAUCCCGACUUUUACUUCCUUGCAUACUGGCACAUUUACUAUAACAACGUAAUUGCUAUCACUAUCUUCUUUGCAUGGAUAAAGAUAUUCAAGUUCAUAAGCUUCAAUGAGACAAUGUCGCAGCUGUCAUCAACACUCUCCCGCUGCAUGAAGGACAUCGUGGGGUUCGCCAUCAUGUUCUUCAUCAUCUUCUCUGCUUAUGCCCAGUUGGGAUUUCUGGUUUUUGGGUCACAGGUUGAUGAUUUUUCAACUUUUCAAAAUUCCAUAUUUGCACAAUUUCGAAUUGUCCUCGGGGACUUUAAUUUUGCUGGCAUCCAGCAGGCCAACUGGAUCUUGGGGCCCAUCUACUUCAUCACGUUCAUCUUCUUCGUGUUCUUUGUGCUCCUGAACAUGUUCUUGGCAAUAAUUAAUGACACCUAUUCUGAAGUUAAGGCUGAUUAUUCAAUAGGCAGAAGACCAGAUUUUGAACUUGGUAAAAUAAUUCAAAAGGCAAACCACUGACUUGGCCCAGAGAGCCAGAAGAGACGGCUUUGAUGAAAGUGUAAGGUUUUAAUUCAUUUUUAUAAACCAAGUGAUCGCUUUAUUAGAAGUUGAUUAAUAGAAAUAAUUUAUAGCAAGUUAUCACUUCCAAUAUAUCUCUCAUAAUCUGUGGCCUUUCCCAUUUGCCACAGUAAGCAGUUUAAAGAACAAUGGAGAGAUCUAUUUAUAGGACUUAAUAUAUAUAAAUAGAUCAUUUCUAUUAAAAGGACCCAUGUUAAUUUUCACAAAUCUGGGUAUUGUUUUAUGCAUGUAUGUGUGGGUACAUUGUGUAUAGGUGGGUAUGUACACAGACCAAAGGUAUUAUCUCAGGAAGACCAUCCACCCCUUUAAAACGGGCUCUCUCAUUGGCCUGAAGCUCACCAAUUAGACUAGACUGGAUUGCCAGUGAACUCCAAAGGUCCUUCUGUCUGGCUCCCCGGCCCUGAGGUUACAAGAGUAGACUACCACAGUCAGCAUGUUAAAAAGAUUUACUUGUGUAUUUGUCUAUAUGAGUAUAUGUACACAUACAUGUGUAUAUAGGUGCACAUACCUCUGUAUGGACUUUGAGUCCUGGAGAAAAUUUGGGCAUCCUUUUGUAACAUUUUCCACAGUUCAAGACUUUUAAAAAUAUAAGUCCAUAAUUCAAUAACUCACUCCUGAGAUAAAAGAUGUGAGAAUUAAGAGUGUAUGUAUGAGAAACUUUACCUAGCGCUAUAAACAUGAGGCUCAUCCAAAUGAAAUUUGGAUGUACUAAAAGGAAAAAAUAAUCAAGUUAGCAUGAAAAUAUUCAACAUCAUAAACCAACAGGAUAAUAGCUAGAAUAUCUUCACAGAAUGAUGUUAGACUUCUUAUAACCAACAAAACUAUGCUUCAAAUACAAAGGUCAAAUCUACAUGAACUUAACCGAAUGCUAUAGCUUUCUGCAGAUUCUUCUAAAGGAUGAGUAUAAGCCAACCAAAGAUGGUGGAAAAACACUAGAGAGGGGGAAUGGGGCAGGAAGUUACAAAAGUUAGAGGAGGCUCACACACCUGCAGUCCCAGCAUUUGGGAGAUGGAGGCAGAGAGAUCAGGAGUUCAAGGCUAGCUUCAGCUGCAUAGUAAGUGGGAGAUGGUCCAACUUGCUUCCCAUGCAUGAAGGCCUGAGUUCAAAUCCCAGCACCCAUAUGAAAAGCAGGGCAUAUGAUGCUGUAGCCUGUGCAUUGGACAGAUGGGCAGGCAGAUCCUGAGAGCUUACGAACUGGGAAAUAAGGCAGAAUGUAACGAAGACACCCGAGGUCCUGGUGUGGCCUCUGCAUGUGUUCAUGCACUGUAUGCACCAAACACAUGCACAAAAACUUUUCUAAAAAUGAGUUAAGCCCAGGUACUAAUGUACCUACAGUAUAUCAGCCUGAUCAUUUAGUAGUAAACAGUCUUACUGCAAAGACUGAGAGCUACAGCUAGCAAGGUACCUGCCAGCAGUGGCGCUUCCCAGACCACGGGGCUGAGGGACCAUCACACCAGGCAGGGAUCUCCUUAGCUGUCUUGCAUCCUUUGCACAAUCUCUGGAUCUUCAUAUGAAGCUGCCCUAGUCCAAAGCGUGUUUGCUUUCUAAAUUAGCCUUGUGAUUUGAUUGUACAUGUUCAUGUGUGUGGAUGGAGGGCAAAGUCAGCACUGGGCAUCUUACUCUAUUGAGACAAGGUUUCACUGAACCUGGAGCCAUCCACGACUAGACUAGGUACCCGAUGUCACAACUUGGCUUUUGGUCUGGCUGCGAAGAUCUGAACUCAGGCUCCUAUGGUUCCCUAGCAAGUGCUUUAUGGAGCAACUCUAGCACCUUUUGAGACAGAUUUGUGUGAUGUAGCCCAGAGCGGCCUCAAAUUCUCACCGUCCUUCUUUAGCCUCUUGUAAUACCAGCAUGCACAUGCUACCAGAGCUGGCUUACUGAAACACUUGGAUCAUACCUGAGGACACUCCCUUCUCCUUUCCUGGGUUGUUUCUCAUUUUCACAAGUCUGUUUUAUCCACCCUAAAUUUGAGAAAAAUGAGGCAGGCAAGAUGGCUGAGCAGGUAAAGGCACCUGCUAUCAAGCCUGACAACCUAAGUUUGAACUCCAGAACCCACAUGACCUUGCAAGUUAUCCUAACACAUGUACACACACACAGAGACACACACACACACACACACACACACGCACGCACGCACGCACACACGCAAAAACCACUGAAAUGUAAUAAUGUACUUAGACACAAGACAAGUCAAUGGUGGUAAGGAAGGGUCACAGGAGGACUCCACAUCAGGAAGGGACAGUAAUACUUGUUUUCUAGUAUAAGAGACUUGGGUAAACAACACUGGUGCACGCAGACCAUUAACCAAGUAGGGAGUAUUUACAAUGGACUGAGUCACUUCUGUGCAAGUCUGGCAGAAAACCUGCAGGGAGGGCAAAGAAUGGCCACAGACACAUUCUGAAGGAUACUUGCUGGGGUAGGACUCAUGGCAAGCAGAGAACCUACACAGCACAUAGGAGACUCUGGCAUCAAAACUCAGCAUUGAAAAAGAGGGACAAGAGAGUAUUAGUCCUGAUUUAUCAGGGAAGAGAUGUGGUGAUGCAGAAGAAAAAGGUGAGGCGUGAGGUUAGUGAACAAGAUGAAGAUGCACGCCCUUGCCUAACUGUGCUGCGCAGCUCCCAGCCCAGGCUGUGGGGAGCCUGGGGUCCUCAGUAGGCUACUUGGGAGUCUUUGGUAUACAGACAGCAGCCUGUGCUUGUUUACUAAAUUGAUAGGAGAUCCAAGAGGCAGAGCAGAUGAAAAGAUGGAAGGAAAGGCUUGAAAAAAAGUAUUAUUCUACAGAAAUUCAAGACGAUUAUCAGCCUGUCACUCAGCAAGAAUUCCGAGAGUAAGUAUUUGUAACAUAUACCAACUAGGGUAUGUGCAACCCAAGGAUAUGCAGAGGGCACAAGUUAUAUACCUUAUUUUCUUGAGCCAGAGUCCUAUGUGCUAUACCUAAUUCUUCAUUUUCUGCAGUUUCAAAAUUAAAGCACACAACUCCAUUUUCUUAGAAAGUAAGACCAGGGGGCUGGAGAGAUGAUUCGGUGAUUGACAGCACUGGCUGCCCUUCCUGAGGACCCAUGUUUGAAUCCCAGCAUCCAUAGGAUAGCUCACAUUCUAAUUCCAGUCCCAGGAGAUCAAUGUCCUCUUCUGACCUCUCUAGCACCAGGCAUGCCUGUGGUGCAGACAUCCACGUUAGGAAGUGGAACGUGGUGUUGUCCCUCUCCAUGACAGGGGGCACAGCAGACUGUCCUCACAACUUCCUGUAGACUGCCCCAACUACCCUGUGGGCUGGGCUUCAGGGGCUUGUCCCCCCAUCUCCCUUACAAGACAGUGAUAAGUCUACUUCUAAACUCUCCCCUAGGCUCUUUUUAUACGCGGUGGAGCUUGAGAAGGAAUUACACUAUGUCAGUUUAAAACUGAACCAACUGAUGAGAAAGCUGCACUAGCAGGCUGACAAGUGGAGGUAAGACUGCAUGGGAAGGUGCACUGUAGUAAAUCCUCGGGGCAUUUACUAUAUUGUCCCCUAAACAUGCCACCCUCACCAGCACACAUCAUUGUUGUCACACAGUGCAGGGGACUGAGUGUAGCAGCCUGCAAAUGCUAAGCGCUGAGCUAUGUCUGCAUAGUACUGCAUAUGUACUGAAGCAGCUAUCACUUAUAAUAGGAUGAGUUCUGUGAAUCAAGCGCUUUCUGUCAUCUGUACACGGGCACACUAAGAUUCUUUUUUUUUUGGGGGGGGGGGGAGGCGUUGAAGACAGGGUUUCUCUGUGUAGCCCUGGCUGUCCUGGAAUUCACUCUGUAGACCAGGCCGGCCUCAAACUCAGAAAUCCGCCUGCCACUGCCUCCCAAGUGCUGGGAUUAAAGGCACGAGCCACCACGCCCAGCUCACACUAGGAUUCUUAUCACCACUAUUAAAUUCUGGGAGUAUAAAAAGGCAAGUCCAAGUUAAUGCUUCUCGCUCCGGGUGGCCGAUCUCUAGGUUGGAUGAGACGGAGAUGGUUCUCUCUGGGUACAGAGAACAAGAACUGUGUGGAAGUUUCAACCAUAUCAUAUCCCAGGGCCUCACUUGCUUUGGACAGAUGUAAGUCAAGUCAUAAGAUUCAAAAAAGGCAUUAUAUCAAUAUAAAAUAAUCUCCACUCUUCAAAAUCCAAAACUCCUAGAAAAAGUCAAACACAGAACAAACUGCAGCUAAAACCAGAAAUCUAGAAGAGCAUUUCAAGUUUCCUAAAGUGGAACAGAGGGCGGCACAUUAGCAGAGGAGGUGCUCUGAGAGCCGCCCUGUUGGAAAGUGUGGGGCUGGUAUUUUAGAGACUGAAGGGGAACGGUUACUUUCUACAAGUCCCUCAAUAGCCAGGCUCUGUCCUGUGGGUCUGAGCUCCACCACACUCAAUUACAGCACUUAAUUUACACAUUAAUGCUCAAGGUGUAUAUUUAAAGCAUGAAUAAGGCAAACAUUUAAAAAAUUAAAAAAACUGAAGCAAAUAUAUAAAGAAAAGAAAAGAAAAGAAAAGAAAAGAAAAGAAAAGAAAAUGUUGCCCAGACUUGCCUUGAAGCCCUGGGCGCAGAAGAUCCUUCUGCCGUGGCCAGAGUAGCUGGGACUAGAGGUGUGCAUAUCACACUGUGCCUAGUAAAUAAAGGAACUUGAAAAUUACUACCACCUCCCUCAAAGCAAGGAACUUCCAGGUGGGUUUUUUUUGUUUUGUUUUUAAAGAUUUAUUUAUUUUAUGUAUACGAGCAUACCAUUGCUGCUUUCUUCAGACACACCAUAAGAAGGCAUCUGAUCCCAUUACAGAUGGUUGUGAGCCACCAUGUGGGUGCUGGGAACUGAACUCAGGACCUCUGGAAGAGCAAUCGGUGCUCUUAACCUCUGAGCCAUCUACCCAGCCCCUUCUGUUUUUCAAGGCAGUAAUUCACUGCAACAAGAAAUGACUAACUCUGGCACUGGGAGGCAGGGAGGAGCAAGAGUUCAAGAACAACAUAAUGAAACUGUCUGGAAAGAAAGGAAGGUAGUUUGGGUGUUUCGCUGCAGCUUCUCUAAAUGGCGCUAAGAAGCGGUAGGCACGUGGACUUCUCCCCCAUAACCCCGCUGGCCAAACUGCUGAGCAACCUGGCUGUGUCCCCUGACAUCAUCACUGGGUAACUUAAAUAAGCCUAGAACAAUUAAUACCGCCUAGAAAAACAAACAUACAUUUACAAUGACUUAGAACAGUAAAGUUCUUUUAUUAUAAAAGUCUGUACAAUGAAGUGCCAAACAAACACAGCAAUGUAAUUAUAAGGUGGACACAUAUAUAUCUAUAUCUAUAUAGUAUUUAUAUAUAGAUAUAAUUUUUAUUUGUACCAAAGUAAACCUCUUGCAAGCUGCCUAACUAUCCCCACUGCUAACCAUGAGUUCAGUGCAAGCCCAUGGAAGCGUGCGAGCCACUUCACUACUCUAUUCAGCCCAAACUAACAACUCAACGACCAAAUUAUGAAGCAGCUGUAACUCAACGAAACCAGUCAGGCUACAGACUUAUAAAAAUAUUGUACUCAAAUAGAUUUAGCGUUAUACAGAAGGAAUAUAUUAUUUAAAACAUUUAAAUAGUGCACAUGAACAUUUUUGCAUGUGGUAUACAAAAUAAAACAUUCAUAAAAAUAUACAGUGCACAUAAAAUUACAUGUAGCAAUCCUGUCUGGGAAAAAAAACUAAAAAGUACACCACAUGAUGGGUUCAAAUCAAAUGAUACAGGGUUUUUUUGGCAUUCUUAAUUACUUUUCUAAAAAUACAUUAUGAAUGACCUAGUAUUAUCAAAAGGAAACCACACAAACAAGGCUGGGUGAUUCAGUACUUAACAAAAAAAAACCCUCCAACUACACACUCACUACUGCUGGAUUUUCCCUCUCCCCCAGAAAGGCAUUGCACACACAAGUGAAAUGUGAAGUACGUAGACACACUAUUCCUUAUCAAACUACUUCCUGCUCUUACUGGGUAAUAAUAGUGGCAGCGUUCAAGGUUCAUGCUUUCCUCACCUUAUUAAAGAUGUUGUGAAAUUCCAUUUAUUUGUAUGAAACAAACUAUUAAGAAGAAAAUCAUGCAUGAGUCAUUACAUGCAAAGCAUGGGCAAAGUGAGACAUUUAUCAAUUCAAAUAAGCACCGGGGUGGGGGUGGGGUAUGAGGGACAACCCACUUAGAUGAAGCCUGACCCACAUCUGUCAUAUUAACACAAGUUACUAUCCCGUAAGAAAUGAUUAGCAGAUUAUCUGAAAAGCCAUGCAAAGCCAAACGAAAAAAAGAUGCUAAGAGUCUACGACAAGAAGCAUACCACUACACAUCCUGUGAGCGGCUGCUCUGAACAGCAAGCAACUGGGCGGGCGAGCGAGCGGUGGUCAUCUGGAGAUGAAGCCCCCUGAAUAAACCUGGAAAGCUGCAGUGGUCUAGCCCUUGGAGAACACACUGAGGUGUGCUCAUUCUUUUGAGGCCCAUCUGAUGACACACAGAUCUGAGCACCACCCAAGUCCCUCCACACUGGCAUGGCUAUUUUCUCACAUUAUCUGGAGGUGGGUUGGGGACAGCACAGGGAUUGAUCCAGACAAGUCAGCAUUGCCAGCUGGUGACAGUAACUGAAGUCCUGUAGGCAGCAUGUGAUGUGAUUCAGCUCUGUGAGUGAUGUGUGUAAUGUUGCAAUGACUAAGCAAGGUUGCUUUGUGGUCUACUCGAGCUUCUCUCCGUUCAGGAGUUGUGACCACUGAAUUGCAAAUCCUGGCUAAGUGCUAUCUGUGCAGGUGUCACUUUGGGAACGACACAGAAAGGUGUUCCAAUGUAGGAUUUGAAAAUCCAGUUUGGUUUUCUAGAAAAAAACAAUACCGUUCCAUAUGUCACACUUAUAGGCUAUUCUUUUACAUUUUCAGUCAUUUUAUAAGAAAAGGCAACCGAAGAAUUUCAUUCAGUAUGAAGAUUUUUUCCUCUCAAUUUUCUUCAGUAAUGCAAAAGAAAAAACAAAAAGUAAACAGAAGAGCUUUUUAUUUCAAAGUUCUUGAAGUAAAAGAGUAAAACUCUUGUCCUUUGCUAACAGCCGUGUCUGCAGUAAAACAAUGAAGGAGCCUGCGUGUUUCCUAAGUGUGGAGAGGAUCUGCGGGAAUGUGGAACAGCUUUCCUUGCCUACUGGAACCACAAACAAGCACACAAUGGGACUCUCUGAGUGCCUGACAAAGUGAACGCAAGUACAGCCAAGCACACAUGGUGAACUGUCAGGGAA
Mus musculus (house mouse) is the source of this 9047-nucleotide messenger RNA. It is a transcript of the gene Pkd2l2, whose product is annotated as polycystic kidney disease 2-like 2. Gene Ontology annotation, cellular component: membrane. Gene Ontology annotation, molecular function: calcium ion binding. The record is from RefSeq and is a predicted model, not a curated record. Lineage: Eukaryota; Metazoa; Chordata; Mammalia; Rodentia; Muridae. The transcript is spliced from 11 exons. Gene Ontology annotation, biological process: calcium ion transmembrane transport. The coding region runs from base 204 to 1772 and encodes 522 amino acids.